Messenger RNA from Brienomyrus brachyistius, 1492 nucleotides. RefSeq names its product transgelin 3b (gene tagln3b). Lineage: Eukaryota; Metazoa; Chordata; Actinopteri; Osteoglossiformes; Mormyridae. Bases 147 to 746 code for a protein of 199 amino acids. The record is from RefSeq and is a predicted model, not a curated record. Gene Ontology annotation, molecular function: protein binding. The transcript is spliced from 5 exons.
GCGAGCGGGGCGCUGUCCGCCUGGAAUUAUGAGAUCAUCGCCUCGCCCCACCCAGGACUCCCUGCUUUAUAUGUCGCCGUACAGCUUUUUCAGCAAUUGCCAGCAUAAUCGACGAACGGGUACAGAGAGAUCGAAUUUAAUCAGCGAUGGCUAAUCGAGGUCCAAGCUACGGCCUGAGCCGUGAGGUGCAGGAAAAGAUCGAACAGAAGUACGACCCUGAUCUGGAGGCGCGUUUGGUGGACUGGAUCGUCGCGCAGUGUGGUGGUAAUGUGGAACGGCCACUGCCUGGAAAGAACAACUUCCAAACCUGGCUAAUGGACGGGACUCUGCUAUGCCGGCUUAUUAACAGCCUCUACCCUAGAGGUAAGGAGCCCAUUAAGAAAAUCCCUGAGACUCAGAUGGCUUUUAGACAAAUGGAGAAAAUCUCCCAGUUCCUGAAGGCAGCUGAGGCCUACGGCGUCAUCACCACAGAUAUAUUUCAGACGGUGGACUUAUGGGAAGGGAAGGACAUGGCUGCUGUGCAAAGGACACUGAUGGCUCUCGGAAGUGUAGCUGUCACCAAGGAUGAUGGGCAUUACCGUGGUGAUCGUGAAUGGUUUCACAAGAAAGCUCAGGGACACAGACGAGAGUUUUCAUUGGAACAGCUCCGUCGGGGCCAGAGUCUCAUUGGGCUUCAGAUGGGCAGCAACCAGGGAGCAUCUCAGUCGGGCAUGACAGGGUAUGGCAUGCCCCGCCAGAUCAUGUGAUGUUAGUGGGUCCUUCUUAGCACUGGUGCCCUUGCACACAAGAUGUGCUUCUUAAGUUGCAGGCCAUUUAUACCCUCUUUCCCCAGCCUUGCAUGCCCAUCCCACUGCAACCACCCCGUUUUGCUCUUUUCAGCUCUGUACUUUCCUGGCCCACCCCAUCUUGUCAAACCACAGUAUCUCUUCUUGAGAAUUCUGAACACACAUUGGUAAUAUUCACAUUCAUUCCUGUGCCCUUUGAAAUCUCUACAUUGGACUUAUUACGUGUGCUUUCUUUUUGUAGUGUCACUUAUCCCGUAUGAUACCGAGAGCCUUCAUCCAUACAUCUGGCUCAUUUGACAAUUUUGUAGUGUUUGUUACAGGUUUAAAUUUAUCAGAGUAAAUGUAUAAUAUACCACAAAUAAAACAAUGUGUUUUGUUUUAUUUAAAGUAGUGCAUUGUAUGUAGUUACUUUAGUAUUAUUAUAAAUAAGAGCAGUAUUUCCUACUCUAAUCAUGAAAUGAGUUUUCCUAUUUAUUUGCUUUAUGAUUUAUAUGAUGAAAUUUUACUUCUGGGUUUCCUUUUGGAGGCUGAGUAGCACUUAUAAGGUUCUUUCGUCCAUUCAAAAUUAAUAUUUGAAUAUGUGAAAAAUCGGUGUUCUCAAUGUCUGUUGUGCAUGUUUAAAGAACUAUUAAAACACUACAGUAAAUAUAUAUGCACAUACUGUAUGACUUAUAUGAAAAAAACUACCAAUAAACUAUGAAAUUCCA